Molecule: messenger RNA, 1810 nt
Organism: Grus americana (Whooping crane)
Lineage: Eukaryota; Metazoa; Chordata; Aves; Gruiformes; Gruidae
Product: protein NYNRIN-like
Exons: 2
Coding region: 416-1711 (431 amino acids)
Biological process (GO): virion assembly; DNA integration
Molecular function (GO): nucleic acid binding
Source: RefSeq, a predicted model, not a curated record
CCUCUCUACUUGAAUAAUAUUUGCAGCUGCUGGAGGGAUAAUAACUGGAGUGAGGAUUGUAUGUUAAAAGUUUGUUGUGUGUAUGUAUGUGUGUUUUGAGACACAGCGCUGCUGUGAAGCGAGUGGGAGUCCUGAUUUGCGGUUCCGUGAUUCCGCGAGGAACACGGCCAGAGACGGACAAAGCGCCUGGACUGUUUGUAAAAUUUGUAAAGGCCAUGAUAUAUAUGUAAGUUGGGUUGGGCUGCCGUAGUGUUUAGUCAAUCUCUUAAGUAUCGGGGAAGGUGUGUGGCUGAUCAAAGUGGUAGGACAGAGAGUCACUCCUUUGGUGGUUUAGGGCUCGAACUUUGGGAAAUUAAAACAAAGCACAAUAGCUAACAAGAAAAGACCUAGAAAAUAAGGAUAAAGAAACAGAGAGAUGGGUAACUCUCAGAACAAGGAUAUCUUAAGUAAAAGCCCCCUCGGUUGCAUAUUGACACGCUGGAGGGAUAUUGUUGGAACUGGGGGUACAGAGAAUAAGAAGACCCUCAUUAAAUAUUGCAAUCAAUGGUGGCCGCUUUAUAAGCUGGAAGAUGGAGCCAGGUGGCCACUUAAUGGAACAAUUGAUUACAACACUAUGUUGCAAUUAAUGCUGUUUUUGAGGAGAGAAGGAAAAUGGGAUGAAGUGUCAUAUGCAGAUAUGUUUUUCACCCUCCGAAACCAUCCGGAGUGGCAAAGGGACUGUGGAAUGGUGCCGCCACAGGACCCUAUGGUACUUGCCCUAGAGCGGGAAAAUAACAAAGGACUUAAAGGUAAACUGAGGCGGUGUUGCUCGGCAUGUAGUAUUGGGCAAAGAUGUACUAGGAAAAAUAAAAUACACCUGGCAUCAGAACAAGAUUUAACUGAUUUGUUUAAGCCUCCCCCUCGACCACAGGAACAGGAUGUGGACUCGGAAGGAGCCUCCACUCCCCCGGGAAGCCCUGUAUCCUCCCGUAUCAGGAAAAAGUCUGCCCCAACAGUCUUACAAGCACCUCUCCGAGAAGCAGUAGGGCCUGACGGUGGGACGAUGUUAAUUAAGGUACCUUUCUCCACCACUGAUUUGGAAGCAUGGAAAAGGGUUGCUAAGGAUUACAGGAAUGAUCCGGUAAAUGUAACUAAACAUUUCCAGUUUAUUAUAAAACAACACAACCCCGACUGGAAUGACAUACAAUUAUUAUUAGAAUAUAUGACUGAAACGGAAAAGCAAUUAAUUUUAAAAACUGCAGGGAAUUUGGCUGAGGAUCAUUAUAAAAUUACGGGAGGAGAUGUUAAAGAAUAUCUCCCCCUUCAAGAUCCAAAAUGGGAUGCAAACAGAUCCACGCAUAUGGAAAGACUGAAGGCAUACCAGGGAUGGAUUUUAAAAGGAGUGGAGAGGGCCAUUCCCAAAACUAUAAACUGGUCGGCAUUAUAUGCAAUCAAACAAGGUCCUUCCGAGUCACCAUCCGAAUUCUUGGAUCGACUAAGGGACGUAAUGCGCCGCAACACACCGCUGGAUCCUGGGUCAGAGUCUCUUACAGAAAAGACCCUGGAACCACAAUGGGAAGGACCGUUCCAGGUACUCCUCACAUCCUUCACAGCAAUAAAGAUUAAGGAACAGAAUGCCUGGAUUCACCACUCCCGUGUGAAGAAGGCACCUAAAUCUCCAUGGAGAGUCACGCAAGUACAGCAAGGAAAGCUUACCUUGUCACGACGCUGAUUGUAAGCCUAAUAGGGGAACUUGAGGCAUGGGAGAAUAAUGCCUUUUUGCAGCUACAUGACAAAAUUGCUAAUGCCAUGAACUGGUCUGAUUGCUGGA